UUCAAAAUUGAUUCUCUCUGUUUCUUGUAUUUUUUUCCUGAGUUCUCUUCAUUCAAGACUGGCCUUCUGGAUUUCCAACUGGUUGCACUAAAAAGGCAAAGCCUUUCCGUUAAUGUGUGAUUUUUUUUAAUUUCUCCAAAGAUAGCAAGGAAUUUCAAUAAUUUAUUGUUCUUGUUUUUCAGGGCCUAAUUGGGAUGAAAUGUUAUAUCUGGGUUUAAAGAGUUUGUUGCAAAUGUGAUGAAUUAUCUUGAUUUGGGAGUUAUUUAUUUGUAUAUGUAAAGUUGAUUACUUUUCACCUGAAUUUGUUGGCUCUUAUUAAUUGUUUCAGCCUUUGCAUUAGAAGUCUAUGAUAUUGAUAUUUCUUCGUAAUCAUUGGGAUUUUUCGAAUUGGUUAAUGAAUGACAAUUGAGGAUAUUUAUGGAGCUUAAUCAUAUAGAUGGGGAGGGAGAGGAAAUAGAUAGAGAACUCUCUUUACCUAAUUUUAGGGAAAAUCGUUUACGUCAUUCGCGUUAUCCGGUGAGGCAAAAGGCCUACAUAUUUGAUGGAGAUGGGAAUUACUAUAACAAGGAAUGGGACCUUGCAGAAGGUAGAGGGGAACAGUUUUGUUGGUACCAUGUCGAGCUCCCGAAAGGGAACCAGAAACUAUCACAAUCCGCCCAAUACCUUAUUGACGUACUAUGCCCGCCCCUGAAACUUCAAGACAUUCUCUCACUUAUUAGUAAUGGACCCUUUUGUGGGCAUGUUGAUGGUGCUCUUGUCUUCAGAGUUAAUUCACCUGGUCCGGCUUCUAGCAAAUUUACAUUUAGAAUUGCAGCAAGAAUUACUGAGAAUUCAGUUAUUACUGUGUCAUUAGGUCGUGUCCCAAGAUUGGGUUUCUCGCCUGCAAAUGAGUCUCUUCUUUCAGAGAUUCCGGCUGUGGAGAGUCCGAAUCAUGGUGGUAGGGAAUAUAAGCAGAGGCGUGGGAUCGUGAUUCAGGAACAUGUUCUUGAUUUCCUCUUGACAAUGAAUCAUUCUGAGGAAGCAGAUAAUCCAGUGCCAAAAUCCGUGUCAAAUCUUGUUGUUCACAUAAUUGACACGCACAUCGAUCACCUCCAAGAUGUUGUGACCAAUCUCGAGAUCGAGCUGGACUCGGUGGAAUUUGAGUUGGAUAGAGGUGGUUUUGCUUUGAAGAAACAAAUGUUGGAUGAUAGAAGGUUCCCGAAAAUGCAUAUUGAUUUACAGCGCCUACUACAGGUAAUUGCAAAUGGAGAGCAAGUAUUUCCCCGACUCAAACAACAUUGUUUGUCGAAGGCUUGGUUUAAUAAUGAAGACAUUAACUCCUUGGAAGAGUUAAUUGGACGACUAAGGAGACUGAAGGAGAACGUUGGAUUUAUAGCCAAUCGUGUCACUGCAAUUCAGGCUAGCCUUGAUAGUUGGCAGGCCGAGCAAAUAAACAGAAAACUAUACUAUCUUUCCUUCCUCUCCAUCAUAUUUCUUCCUUUAUCAAUAAUAACAGGAGUGUUUGGCAUGAACGUGGGAGGAGUUCCAUGGACUGGGCAAAGGGACCCCGAUUUGAAGGAUGGAUUCCGCAAUGUCAUAUUACUUUGCGUAGGACUGCUCGUGGUCAUUCUUCUUUGCUUCAUUUUCCCGGCUCUGUACAGUCGUGUAAUGGCUUGGCAAAGAAGGCGAGCCUUGAGAAGAAGUUGGACUCUCAACCGGAAAUCCUUCAUUAAGAGAACAGUUGGCGGUGGAGAAAGAAAAGAAAGAGGAGGAUACCUCCGGCUCUAGGCUACAAUAUUCGCCCGGUAAAAGUUGCCAUCUUUCUCGUUUGUCCUCUUACGUUGGAUAGGAUACUCCAUUAUUUUCGUGUAUCUAAAGGAUUUGUCUACCCGUUUGCAUUGAGAAAUUGGUUCAAGAUACACAUUGUUGGACUCUGAAAUCUGUAUUCCAUUGCAUGUAUACUGAAAAGUGAGUACCAUGGCAGGGCUUUCAUAGGCCAAUAUCAUGUUUGAUGAAA
Messenger RNA from Olea europaea var. sylvestris, 1996 nucleotides. RefSeq names its product zinc transport protein ZntB-like. Gene Ontology annotation, cellular component: membrane. Bases 418 to 1767 code for a protein of 449 amino acids. Gene Ontology annotation, molecular function: metal ion transmembrane transporter activity. Lineage: Eukaryota; Viridiplantae; Streptophyta; Magnoliopsida; Lamiales; Oleaceae. The transcript has 4 exons. Gene Ontology annotation, biological process: transmembrane transport; metal ion transport. The record is from RefSeq and is a predicted model, not a curated record.